GGGGCUUGUCGCGGUCGAAUGUGAGCCGCCGGAGGUUUGUUCGUUGCGUCGCGUUUACCGUCGGCCGUGCGUCAGUUCUACCCGGGUGCGCGUGUGAGCGGUUCCGGAAUCCGGCGAAGGAGGACCAGGGAGGACCACUCCUAAAGAUUUUGUGGAUUUUGAAAUUGGAUUUGGACGGGAGCGGAAAUCGCACAGGUUCGUUGGUGCUACUACUGAGAGAACGUGCUGAAUAUUCAUGUCCGCCGUAAUAACUGACCAGGAAUAAAUAAUUGGUGGAAAACAACCCUGAAAACCGGGUUUACGCGGGGAAAAUAAUUGUGCAAACAAGUGAUUUUUAAUUGAAGAGGUCAUAUUUUGCGGGCAUUGAAUCAAGUGAAAGAAGAAGUGAGAACAAGUGCUCAAAUUUGGCCCGGAAAAGGAUUACGGGGAAAAUCUUUAAACCCCACGUGGAAGAAGGAAAAAAAAAUAAACGGUGGCAGUGCACAUCAAUCAUCAUCAUCAUCAACAGCAGUGUUGACGUCGUCGUAGUCGUCGUCGUCAUCGUCGUCAUCGUCGUCGUUUGUGGGAAGUUUAGCGCCAGUGAGACGCCACGUUGAGAUGAUGGUCUGAACGAGGAAGAUGAGGCAAAAAAGUCGACCUUCCGGUCGGUGCGACAACUCGUCGUCGGGAGCACAUCAGUCGCGGCUGAGUAGUAUUGCUGCUGGAAGUGAGGCAGAGAUGUUGGAGAAGGCAGUUCCGGGCAACGAUAGGCUUUAAGGGGUGUUGCUCGUCAGUGGCAACAGAUAUUGAUUCAGUGGUCGAUAAACCAACCAAAGAAAGUAUCAAUCAAACGCCCGUACAAAAGUGUGUUGUAGAAGUCAACGAAGAAGGAAGCAAAGUAUUACCACGCCACACCAUGCUCAAGUAUUAAUGUGCAACAAAAUAGAAUUUCCCGCGCGAAAAGUUGCCCAAAAUUGAAUACCCCAUUCACCGUACCCGUGUUUGUGUGCAUGUGUAUGUGUGCGCUCCCGUUGUGAGCGAGUUGCGCUGGAAAAGUGCCGGAAAAUUUAUACUAUUCAUUGCGCCGGUACCAAAAUGGAAAUGGCACCACGGAGUGACAGCUCCACCGGCAGUGUUGCCAUCGAUCCUUUCACGCGAGGAUCGCGACAUCGUCGCCGUCGGCCGCUCCCCCAGGAAAUUCGUCACUGUCAACGGGCGGCGUCGCCGUCAUCGUCGUUAAAAGCCAAUCCAUCUCCGGCGAGGGUGGCUGUGGCGAGCAGUGUUGCCAGCGCGGAAGAUAUUGCCGCGUUCCAGGCGGUUGACGAUGGUUUGGUCGGGAAGAUGUAUCGAUUCCGGGAGCGACGAUUAGAGCUGCAGCAGCAGCAUCACAAGUGCAAAUCGUCCCGAAGAACGGUUGAGGACAGGGGCAGUGUUGCCAGCAGUGGAGGGGGAAAAGUUGUGUCGUUAAACGGUGGCAAUUGCGAAGGAAGCGCCAGUUCAGUGGGCGAAGAAGCAACACUGGGAAGGAGAAACAGAAGAAGUGGCCACUUUUGGGUCGCCAGUGCUGCUGGCAGAACGAACGUCCUGCUGGCCGUGGUGCUGUUCCUGUUGGCCGGAUUUUGCACCCAAAGUGGCUGCGAUGAUACCGAGCAGUUCCAGAAGAACAGAAAGUUCACACCUACCACCGCGACAGUCGACACCAUUCCCGCCCGCAUUGUGUGGGCCGCCGUGGACCACGACGCCGAGCUGCCAUGCGACAUCACGGCGCCGGGCCCCCAGGACGGCGUCAAGCUAGUGCUGUGGUUCAAGGACUCCACCGGAAUUCCGCUGUACUCGCUCGACUCGCGGUCCGGCGUGGCCAUCUCGGCCGCCCAGCACUCGACCAUCGCGUCCGACCUGGGCCAGCGGCUGUUCUUCUCGCUCGGCACGACCCCCAAGGAGGCCCGACUGCAGAUUAGGAACAUCAAACCGUCGGACGGGGGCGUGUACCGGUGUCGGGUGGAUUACUUCAACUCGCCCACGCGAAACUACCGCGUCAACCUGACGCUGGUCGUGCCUCCGGAAGAGCCGCGGAUAUUUGACGCCCAGGGAAAGGAGAUCUCGUCGGUGGCCGGACCGUUCCGGGAAGGUCACGAGCUAUUUCUGUCCUGCCAGGUUUCCGGAGGUCGACCAGCGCCACGGGUCACGUGGUGGCACGACGGCGUCGAAAUCUCCGGCACCAGCCAUCCGUCCGCCGUGGAGGGCGCCGCGGCCAUGGUCAACCAGCUGUUCAUGGGGACCGUCUCGCGGGACCUGUACGGGGCCAAGUUUGUGUGCCGGGCGGCCGGCUCGAAGCUGGUGCCGCCCGUCAGCAAGGAGGUCGCCAUCCAGGUGCACUUAAAACCGCUGCGGGCCAAGAUUGUCACGCCGAACGAGCUGCUGACUGCGGGCCGUCCCAUCCCGAUAAGGUGCGAGUCGUGGGGCUCUUUUCCGGCGGCCAAGAUCGUUUGGCUGCUGGACGGGGAGCCGCUGCGGAGUGCCGACAUCACUGUACACAGCGACAACAAUGAUGCAAAUCUUACGUCCAGCAUACUGACCCUUCGGGUCACGGCCGAGAAUGACGGUGCCGAGCUGUCGUGUCGGGCCACGAACCCGUGGUUCUCCGGUGGGGCCGUUGAGGAUAAGCGGAUCAUCAGUGUGGCCUACGAACCGGUCGUGUCGGUGCAUCUGGCCAACGAGGACCCCAGCCGAGUCAUCACCCGGGCCGAGGGCGAAAAUGUGACGCUCAAGUGCCGGGCCGACGCCAGGCCGCCGGUGACGUCCUUUGCCUGGUACAAGAAUAACAUGCGGAUGUCGGGCGAGAGCGGCGAAACGCUGCACCUGUUCCAGCUGGAGCGGGAAAGUGCGGGCUCGUACGCGUGUGCCGCGUCCAACACCGAGGGCGAAACGCGCAGCUCGUCCAUCACGCUCAAAGUUCAGUAUGCACCCCGGUGCAAGCCCGGCACGGAGCAGACUUCGGUCGGGUCGCUCAACAUGCACUCGAUGCACGUCCGCUGCGAGGUCGAGGCGGACCCACCGGACGGUGUACGGUUCAGCUGGACGUACAACAACACCCGGAACGUGUCGCCGGUGCUGAACUCCCGCGUUAGCUCACACGGGCUGGUCAGCACCAUGACAUACCUGCCCCAGUCCGACGCCGAGCUGGUCACGCUGGCCUGCUGGGCCAUCAACGCCGUCGGCCGGCAGACGCAGCCCUGCCUGAUUCACAUCCUGCCGGCGAAAAUUCCCGACCCACCGCGUAAUUGCGAGCUCCGCAACGACACCGUCCUCGAGGUGGUCUGCCAGCCCGGCAGCGACGGUGGCCUCGUCCAGAGCUUCCUGCUGGAGGUGGUGGGCGGUGCGCCGCCCCCGCUGCUGUACGGAGCGGCCUCCUCCCUGGACUACACGCGCAGCCCACCGACCGAGAUGCUCGACAACGAGAUUUCCACCAUGAACGACCAGGCCACCCUGGCGCCCCUGUUCCGGAUCCAGGAGCUGCUGCCACAGUUCAAACUGCACAGCCUCGAGCCCGGCCGGGACUACCAGCUGCUGGUGUACGCGGUCAACGGGAAGGGCCGCAGCGAUCCGCCGUUCGUGAUCGACAAAGUGCGCGUGGGGGCGGCGCUGGUGCCUCCGUACGUGGAGGAGAACAUCAUCUCGGAGGACCCGACGCCGGCGGAGACCUCGAAUGCGGACAAGCAGAAGCAGCAGUCCCAGAUGGUGAUGUUCGCGGCGGUAGCGGCCGCGGCCGGCGUCGUCAUCACCUCGGUCAUCGUGGCCGGCUUUGUCGCCAUCUGCCGGCUGAAGCGCCCCAAGCCACCGGAACCGCAGGAGGUGCGCAAACGGAUGCGGCCCGCCCGGACCGACGUGCCGUCGAUGUACGCCGAGGACGACGUGUUCGAGGACGAGUACCAGCGGGGCGGCCAGCCCCAAGGCCAGCAGUCCGGCACCGAUCCCCGGUGCAGCCGGGCCUCGUCCACGCUCCGGAGCAGCCGGUACAUCUCCGAGGGCUUUGUACAGUAUUCGCAGCCUAGUCUAAACGUCUAUAUUGCAGAUCCGGACCUGAUUCUUCCACGUGGCACCGACGUCGAGUUUACGACACUUUCCGGCGCCUAACAGAGGGCCAGCGGCACGGUCGAGCAGAAAAAGGAGCAGCUCGAGGAGGAAACUUUGUGUAAAUAGUAAGGUAACGAAAAAGUGUCUCCGAGCGUUGAUUUUAAGAGGUGCGAAAGAGAGAGAGAGAGAGAGAUUGUGCGAGAACGUGAAUUCGAAUAAAAUUAAUGAAAAAAUUUAACUGAAGGUAAGGAACUAAAAGUAGGGGAAGAAUAGAAUCUCUUUAAAUAAAAAUGCAAACCAUAAAUUCAAACCAAAACAAAGCCAUAGCUAACCGUAACUACUGAAUGGAACUCGAUGGAAAAAAAAACUUUGUUGGAACUUUCCACACGUGAAGAAUUUUUAAUAAUACGAACCGGAGGAAUUGUUUUAAAAACAGAUGUAUAGGAACUGUGAGCCGGGAGAUUGCGAAUCAAACCAGAAGAUAAAGUUCACUUCCACUAAACAGAACAAACAAAACUAUUUAUAUUUGAGUAGAUUUAUUUUCUAGUCUAGCCAAUAUUUUAAAACAUAAAAAAAUUCAGAUGGUUUAUCGAGAAGCACGUUACUGUAUAAAUAUUUGUUAAGGGUUCGGAAGGCGGAGCGCGAUUGGUGUGAAGCAAAAAAAAAGUUUGAACCGAAAUCAAAACAGUUGUAAAAUGAGGAAAAUAACGUUAAGAAAACAAAACUCCCAGCUAAGCCAGGCAAAAGAUACAAACAAAACAACCUUAGGUAAAAAAUGAAACAAACUUAGUUUAGUCGCUGAUAUUUUUUAUAAUAAAAUGAAAGUGGAGAAAAAAUGCUCACCCCCCAUACAAAUACAUCCAUAAACACACCGACCGAUUUGUGGAAACGAUGUCAAACGCAAACAAACAAACAAAAAACAAGCGGUGUAGUAAUCAACAAUCAAAAAUUUCGUUUAAUGAAAUAAAAAUGCCAUGAUUUUUCGAACAAAA
This is a messenger RNA of Culex pipiens pallens (northern house mosquito), 5045 nucleotides long. RefSeq names its product hemicentin-1 (gene side). The transcript has 17 exons. The coding region runs from base 1075 to 4113 and encodes 1012 amino acids. NCBI's taxonomy places the organism in Eukaryota, Metazoa, Arthropoda, Insecta, Diptera, Culicidae. Gene Ontology annotation, molecular function: protein binding. The record is from RefSeq and is a predicted model, not a curated record.